AUGGAGUUUAACAGUUUUGUCUGGCACCGUCGUCGUUUGGACCUUCAACGGACCGUGUUAAAUGACGAGCGUUUGUAUUAUAUUGCGCCACAGCAGCCGCUGCUGCGCAACGAGGAUGAUUAUCAGGAUACAGCUGGGGCGCUGAUGUACAAUAGCAGCUCGACUGAGCUGUCCUUGGGCGCUGAGGACGCCGACUACAUAUCGUCCACGCCCGCAACAGAGCACUUCAAUGUUACCGUAUUGCUAAACUUCAGCUGCACUGAUGUCAGCUCUCAUUCGGAUGAUCUGUGGUCCAGCGACUACUUCAAGAGCGUCGUCUACCUGCUCUAUAUACCCAUCUUUAUAUUUGCGCUGCUGGGCAACGGCAUCGUCUGCUACAUUGUGCAGUCCACGCCGCGCAUGCGCACGGUUACCAAUUAUUUUAUAGCCAAUUUGGCGCUGGGUGACAUACUGAUGUCCCUCUUCUGUGUGCCCUCCUCGUUUAUCUCGCAGUACAUUCUCAACUACUGGCCAUUUGGCAUUGUCCUGUGCCACUUUGUCAACUACUCGCAGGUGGUCUCCGUCCUGGUCAGCGCCUACACUCUGGUGGCUAUCAGUAUUGAUCGUUACAUAGCCAUCAUGUGGCCCCUGCGUCCACGCAUCACAAAGCGCUACGCCAAAUUUAUUAUCGCUGGUGUUUGGUUUAUUGCGCUGGCAACUGCAUUUCCCAUACCCGUCGUCUCCCGCCUGAUGGUGCCCAGCUCCAUAUGGCACGAGAAAUGCGAAAAAUACAUCUGUCGCGAGGUCUGGCCCUCGACCGAACAGGAUUACUACUAUACGCUGGCGCUGUUCACGCUGCAGUUCAUCGUGCCACUGCUGGUGCUAAUAUUCACCUAUACUCGGAUUGCCAUCGCCGUGUGGGGCAAGCGGCCGCCGGGCGAGGCGGAGAAUUCGCGCGACCAGCGCAUGGCGCGCUCCAAGCGCAAGAUGAUUAAAAUGAUGCUGACUGUUGUAAUUGUAUUCACCAGCUGCUGGCUACCAUUCAACAUACUACAGCUGAUGCUUAACGAUGAGGAGUUCGCCAAUUGGAAACCGUUGCCCUAUGUGUGGUUCGCCUUUCACUGGCUGGCCAUGUCGCACAGCUGCUACAAUCCGAUCAUCUAUUGCUAUAUGAAUGCCCGUUUCCGUGGCGGAUUCCUACAAAUAAUGUACCGUGUGCCCGGCCUGCGGCGCUGCUGCUGUUUGCAUCGAUAUUUGCGCAGUCGCGGCGAGCGCAGCUAUGAAGCAACCGGAACCGAAGAUGCAUUCCACCUACAUCGUGUGAACACGUGCACCACCUACAUCAGCACAAGACGAAAGCUGCGCACGAAUUCUAUGCAAAUGAGCCAAUUUUCAUGUGCCGAGACCACAGUGUUGCGGUAGCUCCCGGCACCGCGCAGGAGCCAAAACCAAGGCUCCAGCCACGCCAACCAACUGGUGCAUUUCACCUGAACAGCGCCAGCUACCUGAGCUCCACACAGUUUUGAAAUACAGAAGCUUAAAAUAAAUGAGUUUGAACCAAAGA
Molecule: messenger RNA, 1543 nt
Organism: Drosophila novamexicana
Lineage: Eukaryota; Metazoa; Arthropoda; Insecta; Diptera; Drosophilidae
Product: RYamide receptor
Exons: 7
Coding region: 1-1401 (466 amino acids)
Biological process (GO): neuropeptide signaling pathway
Cellular component (GO): membrane
Molecular function (GO): neuropeptide Y receptor activity
Source: RefSeq, a predicted model, not a curated record